Messenger RNA from Tetranychus urticae (two-spotted spider mite), 1016 nucleotides. RefSeq lists its product as uncharacterized. The record is from RefSeq and is a predicted model, not a curated record. NCBI's taxonomy places the organism in Eukaryota, Metazoa, Arthropoda, Arachnida, Trombidiformes, Tetranychidae.
AUCAUAAGAUGGAUCAAAUUAAAAAAAAUCCUAGAAAGUCGUAUCUUAAAAGAUUGUUAAAGUUAAUCCGAUGGUGCCACUUGGUAUGUAAAGAUUUGGCUGAAAUAAAGAAAAAUAAAUACGUGAAAUCUUUAAAAUUUGAACCAAAAUUAUGUUCUCGUGACAAAUCUGGUUGUGAUUGCAGUAUUGAUCGAACUAAGCAGAACUUUUUUAUUAUCAUUGAUCAAUUGGAUGCUGCGAACUUGCGAGUCAAAGUACUUAACAGAUAUUUUGUGCCUCUUGUUAAUAAAGUGGUUGAACCAGAUGAUUCAAUGCCUUUACAUCUUGUCCACAAUGAACAUGUGUCUGAUAUUUUUGAUUCUGGAAGGAAUAUAAUUCGAAUUGAUUGGAAGCAGAAAAAAUAUCGUCUACUAGACUAUAAAUCACAUUAUCGUAAAAUUCAUAAAUGUCUUUUUGGAGACCAGAAAAGUGGAGCUCAUUCCGAGAUAUUAUUGCCUGUUGAAAAAUCCUGUUAUGAAGAUUGUUGGACUGUAAAUUCACUUCUUGAAGCUAACGAUAAGUUUAUUUUGGUUCGUAGCCAUGCAGAUUGCUUCCAAUGUUGGACAACACCAACUACUGAACAAAUUGACUCUCACUUCAUCGACUGUGGACACACAAGUCUGGCAACUGUUUUGAAUAACAACAUUUACUUACUAAAACAUAAUUUUGAAUUCUACCAGAUCAACGUUGAUAGCAAGUUCAAGUUUGGGUGGAUGACAGUUGAUAGGUUGAAAGAUUUUAACUUCGGUAAUUUGCUUUUAACUUCCAGUCAAGCUAUUGAUGAUAAAGUUUUUAUUAUUGAAAAGUCUACAAGAACCCUCUUUUGUUACAAUGUAAAAACUGAAAAAUGGAGUUCAAUUGGUCGAAUCAGUAAUUGUGAUAACAGAUCUGCUGAUGGUCAAAGAGAAUCUGAUAGGCUUUUAACUUUCACCUCAACAUUUAUAUCGAUGGACACUAUUGCAUCUGAACUCGGAUGA